Molecule: messenger RNA, 747 nt
Organism: Fomitopsis serialis
Lineage: Eukaryota; Fungi; Basidiomycota; Agaricomycetes; Polyporales; Fomitopsidaceae
Exons: 5
Coding region: 1-747 (248 amino acids)
Molecular function (GO): oxidoreductase activity, acting on the CH-OH group of donors, NAD or NADP as acceptor
Source: RefSeq, a predicted model, not a curated record
AUGCCUUCGUACCUCGUCACGGGAGCCAGCAGGGGCAUCGGCCUUGGCAUAGUGACGAAGCUUCUCCAAGACCCGGAGAACUUCGUGAUCGCCGCGGUGCGCAAUCCCGAGGCUGAAAGCAUCAAAAAGCUAGGGAACGAAUACCCCAAGGCGCGGUUCGCCGUCAUCACACUCGACUACUCCGACUACGCCAGCAUCGCGCCGGCCGCCGACGAGGCCGCCAAAUUCCUGCCUGCCGGACUAGACCACCUGAUCAGUAACGCCGCCGUGAGCUUCCAGGAGGGCGCGAGCUUCGAGACCAUUGAUUUGAAGCUCUUCGAAGAGGAGCUGCGAGUGAACACUGUCGCGCCGAUCGAAGUUGUCCGCCAGUUCCUCCCGCUGGUGCGCAAGAGCGCGGCGAAGAAGGUCGUCCUCGUCAGCACCGUCGUCGGCUCGCUCGAGCUGGCGCCGAACCUAGCCACUCUGGCGAUCACCUAUGGGGCCACGAAGGCCGGGCUCAACAUCCUCGCUCGCAAGUGGGCCGCUGUCCUGUACGAGGAGGGGAUCACGACGCUCGCCCUUCACCCUGGGUGGGUGGAGACUGGCUCAGGCCCGGGCAUCAAAGACUGGUGGGCGAAGCGCGACCCGGAUCGGAGGCCCAUCACGGUGCAGCAGUCUGUAGAGGACACGCUGAGGGUCAUCAAGGAGGCCAAGCUGGAGGAAAAGAUCAAGCUGUACAGCCACACUGGGGAUGUGCUCCCUUGGUGA